AUGCCACGGAUGGAACUAAAACCGGGAAUGAUUCAACUUCUUCCCACUUUUCAUGGACUUGACAGUGAAAACCCAUACGUGCAUAUUAGGGAAUUUGAGGAGGUAGUUGCAACCUUCCACAAUCAACAUGGUACAACGGAUGCAGCCAGGUUAAAAUUUUUCUCGUUUUCACUUAAAGAGAAAGCAAAAACCUGGCUAUAUUUGUUGAGACCACGUUCAAUUGGUACAUGGGCUGAAAUGACGCAAGCAUUUUUUAAUAAAUACUUUCCCCACCAUAAGACUAGCGCCCUUAAGAAGCAAAUCUCAUCUUUUACCCAAAAGGAUAGUGAGACCCUAUAUCAGGCCUGGGAGAGAUUUAAAGAACUACAAGCCCUUUGUCCUCACCAUGGUUAUGAGAGCUGGCGUAUAGUUAGUUACUUUUAUGAGGGAUUAACACCUAGGGAACGUCAAUUCGUAGAGAUGAUGUGUAACGGUGAUUUCCUGCAAAAGGAUCCGGAUGAGGCCAUAGAGUAUCUAGACGAUCUUGCUGAGAAAGCUCAUACUUGGACAGGACCUAGCCCUACUGACAGUACCAAUAGGUCACGACCCCCAAGAAACCCCACUAGUACAGGUAUCUAUCAACUUAGGAAAGAAGAUAGUCUUAAGGCCAAAGUGGAAGCCCUUACUAAGGAAUUUGAGACCUUGCGUGCUAAAGGCUCUAAACCUGCACAAACUGUUUCGCGUGUUGAAUCUUUGGGACCUUGUUUUGUGUGCGGUGGAGUAGAUCACUUAGCCCAAGAGUGCACCACUUUAUUUGAGAUGAGAGGGGUUUAUGAGGAACAUUGUAAUGCCUUAGGCACAUAUAGGAAGCCCUAUUCUCCUUUCUCCGAAUCCUAUAACCCAGGGUGGCACAAUCAUCCCAAUCUCAGCUGGAAAUCUGAAAACCAACAAACUACCCAAUCAAAUAGAACUUACAGUGCACCAUCAUAUCAACCCACACCCUCUAGGAACUCUUUAGAAGAUACCUUACAUGCAUUCAUAGAGGCACAAGGCAAGGCCAAUCAGAAGUUUGAGACUAUGAUUAACCAGGUAGUGGAGGAAAAUAAGGAGAUAAAAAAUCAUGUGUCUAAAUUGACCGAUGCCUUAACUGUGGGGGAACGUGGGAAAUUUCCAGCACAAGCUCAAUCUAAUCCUAAGGGACAGCAUAUGGCUCAAACCUCAGAUUCAGGAGAGAGUAACCUUAAAGAAGCAAAUGUCAUCACCACCCGAUCUGGGAAGGUUAUAGAACCAAUUUCAAAACUUAGGGAAAAUGAAAAGGAGUCUAGUGAGUCUGAAGAAAGUAGCCCUAGUGAUGAGGCAGUAGGAAAUCCAUCGAGGGUACCUUUUCCACAAGCCUUUAAGCUUAGCCCAAAAUCAGUCAAUCAACACAAUGAGAUCCUAGAACACCUUAGGCAAGUACAAAUCAAUCUUCCACUCUUGCAUGUAAUUUCACAAGUUCCUACAUAUGCGAAAGUCCUUAAGGACUUGUGCACUGUGAAGAGGAAACACAUUGUCAAGAAGACUGCCUUCUUGACCGAACAAGUGAGUGCUGUGAUUGAACAAAGGAUCCCACCGAAAUAUAAGGACCCUGGUUGUCCAAUUGUUUCCUGUGUCAUCGGGAACCAUGAGUUUGCAGAAGCUCUCCUUGAUCUGGGAGCCAGUGUUAAUCUCAUGCCCCAUUCCAUAUACUUACUAUUAGGUCUUGGUGAAAUUAAACCCACUUCUGUGGCUCUACAACUAGCUGAUAGAUCCACUAUAAGACCUAGGGGAGUAGUUGAAGAUGUGUUGGUUCAAAUUGAUAAAUUCUACUACCCCGUUGAUUUCUUAGUCUUGGAUGUGAAGGUUGAUGUUAAUGUUGAUUCUAAAAUUCCUAUUAUUCUUGGUAGACUUUCCUCGCCACAGCUAACGCCCUUAUAA
Molecule: messenger RNA, 1935 nt
Organism: Olea europaea var. sylvestris
Lineage: Eukaryota; Viridiplantae; Streptophyta; Magnoliopsida; Lamiales; Oleaceae
Exons: 1
Coding region: 1-1935 (644 amino acids)
Source: RefSeq, a predicted model, not a curated record